AGACAUUUAACAGUACCGGAAACUCAAAGCUGUCAAAUGGUAACCAACUGUCACUGGGGGUUAUUUGACCAAAUGCGCGUUCGUCUUGUUGGAGUUGCUGUUCGAAACUACAAAUUCCAGUGUGCUGUGGAGGACUUGAAAAGGAAAAAUAGGGGAUUCUGGCUUUCAUUUCUGUGGAGGAGACCUAACAUGUUAGGAAGAUUGUUUGGUAAGGUGCUGGGAUUCACAGGCUUUACAAUUCAGUAUGGCUGUAUUGCCCACUGUACCUUUGAAUACCUAGGAGAGAUUGUCAUGUGUUCCGGUCCUUCCAUGGAGCCUACAAUUAAGACCUAUGAUGUAAUUAUCUCUGAGAAACUCAGUCGACAGUUUUAUCGCAUUGAAAAAGGUGAUGUGGUAAUUGCUAAAAGUCCCAAUAAUCCCAAAAUGAAUAUUUGCAAACGAGUGAUUGGUCUAGAAGGAGACAAAGUGUGCACAAGUGGUCCACUAGAUGCCUUUAAGACCCAUAGAUAUGCUUUAAACAAGAUUUUACAAACACUCCACUGGAAGAUCAAGGAAAUUAAGGAAAACAGCUGA
Messenger RNA from Rhincodon typus (whale shark), 573 nucleotides. It is a transcript of the gene immp1l, whose product is annotated as inner mitochondrial membrane peptidase subunit 1. Gene Ontology annotation, molecular function: serine-type endopeptidase activity. NCBI's taxonomy places the organism in Eukaryota, Metazoa, Chordata, Chondrichthyes, Orectolobiformes, Rhincodontidae. The record is from RefSeq and is a predicted model, not a curated record. Gene Ontology annotation, cellular component: membrane; mitochondrial inner membrane peptidase complex. The coding region runs from base 37 to 573 and encodes 178 amino acids. The transcript has 5 exons.